AUGACUGACUCGGAAUCCAUUUUAUCUACACAUGAAAUUGGCGAUGGGCUCCCCAUUUUGAUCAUUCAUGGAUGGCAGAUGGAUACCAGAGUCGAGGAACUAGACUUCGAGCCAAUCUUCAGCAAACUACCAGGGUUUCGACGAAUCUAUGUGGACCUUCCAGGCAUGGGUGCAACACCCGCAAAUAAUGUCAAGGAUCUGGACGACAUAUACCAUCGCUUAGUGCAAUUCAUUGAUUCUCGACUUGGGACUUCAAGAUUCUUGCUUGUUGGCUCAUCGUGUGGUGGGUACCUUGCGCGUGCGAUAGCUCAAAAGUACAGUGAGCAAGUCGAUGGGCUACUUUUGCGCGUACCGAUCAUUGAGCCAAGGGACAGUGCGCGCGACCUCGAUGCCUUCAGGCCUUUGGUCGAAGACAAGGGGAUCAUCUCGAGCAUGUCGGACCAAGACAGGGCACUUCUUGGGAACAUUCUUAUUCAAACGCCGGCUUAUAUUCAAGCUUUAAAGGCAAAAUAUGAGGGUGUUUACCUUCCAGCGGAGGAUUCAUCGGACGCUAAGGUAUUGGAUCCCAUUCGAGCGGAUCCACAGCGAUAUCAGUUAUCUUUUUCGUUGGACGAAGGUGCUAAGUUUCUUGCACCCACUCUUGUUGUGUGUGGAAGACAAGAUGAGAGUGUGGGCUAUCGAGACAGCCUUCGAUUGUUGGGGCUUUAUCCACGGUCAACGUACAUUGUUCUGGAUCGUGGGACCCAUGGCCUUCCUAUUGAUGAGACUGGCGUUUUUGAGGCUCUUGUUCGUGAUUGGAUAUUCCGAGUUAAUGAAUGGCGAGCCCGUCUGGAAAUAUAA
Molecule: messenger RNA, 840 nt
Organism: Penicillium malachiteum
Lineage: Eukaryota; Fungi; Ascomycota; Eurotiomycetes; Eurotiales; Aspergillaceae
Product: alpha/beta fold hydrolase
Exons: 1
Coding region: 1-840 (279 amino acids)
Source: RefSeq, a predicted model, not a curated record